Molecule: messenger RNA, 1293 nt
Organism: Bactrocera dorsalis (oriental fruit fly)
Lineage: Eukaryota; Metazoa; Arthropoda; Insecta; Diptera; Tephritidae
Gene: Mp20
Product: muscle-specific protein 20
Exons: 2
Coding region: 132-686 (184 amino acids)
Molecular function (GO): protein binding
Source: RefSeq, a predicted model, not a curated record
CUCCGACCACUUUAUAAGCGACGAACACAGCGAGGCAAGGCAUCAGUAACAGACAGUCUUCCUUCUAGCGAGGAUCACAAGUAAAAGCUUCAAACUCUUCCAAAAAAGCAACAAAAACACAAACACACAAAAUGUCUCUUGAACGUGCUAUUCGUGCUAAGAUUGCUGGCAAGCGCAAUCCCGAGAUGGACAAAGAAGCUCAGGAAUGGAUUGAGGCUAUUCUUGGUUCCAAAUUCCCUGCUGGUGUUGAGUAUGAGGAACAUCUCCGUGACGGUCAGGUGUUCUGCGCUCUGAUCAACAAGCUUGCCCCCAACUCCGUGCCCAAGAUCAACUCCUCCGGCGGUCAAUUCAAAAUGAUGGAAAACAUCAACAACUUCCAAAAGGCCCUGAAGGAAUACGGUGUACCCGAUUUGGAUGUCUUCCAAACUGUUGAUCUGUGGGAGAAGAAGGAUAUCGCUCAAGUGACCAACACCGUCUUCGCUCUCGGUCGUGCCGCCUACAAACAUCCCGAAUUCCAAGGACCCUUCUUGGGACCCAAACCCGCCGAUGAAUGCAAACGUGACUUCUCUGAGGAACAAUUGCGCGCUGGCCAUGGUAUCAUUGGUCUGCAAGCCGGCUCCAACAAGGGUGCCACACAAGCUGGCCAAAACAUCGGUGCCAGCCGUAAAAUCUUGCUCGGCAAGUAAACAGUAUACGCACAAAAUAUACGAAGGUGAAAGAAUUCGAGCACACUAACAACGGUUAGUCUAACUGACGCGGCUCGUUAACCAACAUAUUAAAUGACAAACAACAACUACGUUAACUUGUUGGUUUAAGCGAAAAUUUUGUACUACAUAUUUAAUUUGUAUAAUUUAUAAACUGAUUAUUUUUAUAUUAAUAAAAUUAUGAUUUUUUAUGUAAUAAGUAAACAACAAAACAAACAAAAAAAAACUACACACCAAAACACACUCAUACAAAACACACAAUUUCAAAAACCACAACAAUAAAAAGAAAAACAAUUUUGAAAAAAAUGAUAUUGAUGUAAAAGUAACAAGAAGAAGAGGUAACACUAUGGAAUGUAAAGAAAAGUGAAACGCUAAUUGUAUUUUAUACAAGAAAUAAUCUUAAGUUUAUACUUAAGCUAUUUUAUAUAUAAAAAAUAAAUUGUUGAAAAUGUAUCUCAUAAAUCACACAUUUGUAAUGAUGACAGAGCAUCGAUAAUCAGGGAAUGUUAUUGAAAUAAAGUGAAGAGCAAACGUUGCGGCAGCACUGAUCACAACAACAAACGCCGAAACGAAACUCGUGAAAAAGUGA